Sphaeramia orbicularis (orbiculate cardinalfish) is the source of this 2478-nucleotide messenger RNA. RefSeq names its product aminopeptidase like 1 (gene npepl1). The coding region runs from base 87 to 1658 and encodes 523 amino acids. Lineage: Eukaryota; Metazoa; Chordata; Actinopteri; Kurtiformes; Apogonidae. Gene Ontology annotation, molecular function: manganese ion binding; metalloaminopeptidase activity. Gene Ontology annotation, cellular component: cytoplasm. The transcript has 12 exons. The record is from RefSeq and is a predicted model, not a curated record. Gene Ontology annotation, biological process: proteolysis.
UGGAGUUAGUGGAAGAAAGACACGGAACGACAGCGGUCGGUCCUCUGUAACAGAGCCGUCAUCUGUCUGCGUAGCUGGUCACAAAAAUGGCGAACGUGGUGCUGGAGUUUAAGGCUUCUGCCGGCGACUCCGAGCCACAGAACCGUCCGGUUCUAAUCAUCGGACAACAUGCCAACUUGCAGCAAGUCAGCUGGAGCCAAAUCAAAGGGAAACUGCAGCCGGUCGUUAGCAAAGAGGUCUGGCAGGCAGCUCUUGGUGCUCUGAGCCCGAACCCCACGGACAGCUGCCCUUUGUACCUCAAUAAUUCUGUAGUGGCUGCUCUUCCUUCACGGGUCAGCAGACACAACAGCCCGGCGUCUGCCCACUUUGUCUCCCGUCUGGUUCGUUCCUGUCUGCCUGGAGGGAACAACCGCUGCAUUGUGAUGGUUUGUGAGCACUCAGAUGUGUUCGCAUCCUCCUGUGCCAUCGCCAGGGCCUUUCCCAUCUUCUCCCGUCGCUCUACAUCAUCACGCAGAGCUGAGAAGAAGCAUGUCACAGUAGAGUUUUUGAUCGUUGGACAAGAUAGCAGUCCUCUGGAUGCAGCAGAACUCAAGUGUCUCUCCAGUGCUGCUGAUGGAGUACGACUGGCUGCUCGCAUUGUGGACACUCCAUGCAAUGAGAUGAAUACUGAUCACUUUUUAGAUGAGAUCAAGGCUGUGGGAAAUGAGUUAGGAAUUACUCCAGUGAUCAUUCGUGGAGAGGAACUGAAACAAAGAGGCUUUGGAGGGAUUUAUGGAGUUGGAAAAGCAGCAGAGCAUCCUCCUGCCUUAGCAGUCUUGAGUCACACACCAGAUGGUGCAACCCAAACCAUCGCAUGGGUAGGAAAGGGCAUUGUGUACGACACUGGAGGACUCAGUAUCAAGGGAAAGACCACAAUGCCAGGAAUGAAGAGAGACUGUGGUGGAGCUGCUGCUAUUUUGGGAGCUUUCAAAGCUACUAUUAAACAGGGCUUUAAGGAUAAUCUCCAUGCAGUAUUUUGCCUUGCAGAGAAUUCAGUUGGACCCACAGCCACUCGACCUGAUGAUAUCCACACUCUGUACUCUGGAAAGACAGUGGAGAUCAACAACACUGAUGCAGAAGGCAGGCUGGUGCUUGCUGAUGGAGUGGUGUAUGCCUGCAAAGACCUGUCAGCUGAUAUCAUCCUCGAUAUGGCCACAUUGACAGGGGCUCAGGGCAUCUCCACAGGGAAGUACCACGCUGCUGUGAUGACUAACAGUGAGCAGUGGGAAGCUGCAUGUGUGCGUGCUGGUCGUAGCAGUGGAGAUCUGGCUCACCCUCUGGUUUACUGCCCCGAGCUGCACUUCACCGAGUUUACCUCUGCCAUGGCUGACAUGAAAAACUCUGUGGCUGACCGUGAGAAUGCCCAGAGCUCCUGCGCUGGUCUCUUCAUUGGUUCCCACUUGGGCUUUGACUGGCCGGGGGUCUGGGUCCAUGUUGACAUCGCCUCUCCUGUCCAUGCUGGGGAGCGCGCCACAGGUUUUGGCGUUGCUUUGCUCAUGGCCCUCUUCGGUCAAGCAUCCGAUGACUCCAUGCUAAACCAGGUGUCUCCUUUGGGCGCAACCACCUCUGUGUCAGAGGACCAGAUGGAGCGUGACUGCAAAAGGAGAAGACUGGUCUGAAACGUAAAGAUCGCUUUACUCCUGACCCCGACUGCUCCGCUGCCACCACACCUGAUCUUUUGAAGCAUCUGUUUAAAAUUCUGAUAUUUUAUAACUGUGAUUUAACUUUCUGUGAGUUUGACUUCAUUAAAUAAAUCAAAUGAUCAUGCAGUCAUCAGUUAAUUGGAUACGUGAACCAGAUGUUUAACCAGAUGUGCUGCUUUACAUGAUUAUGAUAAACACAUGCUCUUAAUUUCCUCUUGACUCAGCUCUUUCUACACUGGUCGCCUCUGUAGCACCACAGAUGCUCUAAAUCAAGCUGCAUUGACAAUUAGAAAAUAAGCAGCUGGUUUAUUUUCACCACCUUCAGUGUUUUUUUGUUUUUUUUUUGCAGCCAUGAUUCUUUGUAAUCAUCUAUUUUUUGCAAUCUGUUUCAAGUUGUACCUCAAAACAUAAACCUUGUUUAUUCUGUUGUAAAUGAAUCUUUUACAGAAAGAAAUUAUCAAGGAUUAUGCCACACUUAUCGUCUUACACAUAUUGUAAAAUCCUGGAUCUGGAUCAGUAAAGCGAUGUAUUUUGGUUAACCACUGCACUUUGUAUUCAUCAUCCUGACUGUAGUUGGACUGUGGAGUGCACAUGAUGUGAUCUGUGGACCAAACUGAUGACUGUGACAAUGUAGUCAGAUCAAUUAUUGACAAGAAAUGCCACAUACACUUUGUGAGCACAAAAUACACUUCCAAGAUGUGAACUGUGAGUUGAAAUACUAGAUUCCAUUGCAAGUAUGUUUUUUUCACCCUUGUGACAAUCAUCUUGUCCUUAAAUAAAGGCGGUGCCAUCUGAA